AUGUCAUCCAUCAAGAAGUCGGGCUCGCCCGUUGCGGUGCCCGCAGCACCAACGAUCGUGCCGCCAGAGAAACCUCCAAUGUCCGAUUCCCCACCGCGCAUCCUCAUCAUCGGUGCCGGCUCAAGAGGCCAGGCAUAUGCCACAGCAACAGAGACAUCCAGCAACGGUGUCGUGGCCGCCGUUGCUGAGCCCAUCGCUUAUAAGCGCCAGACAUUCGGCCGGAGAUACAUCUGGGGCUCUGGUACUCCACAAGAAGGCCAACAAUUCGCGGAUUGGACCGAAUUCGUCUCAUACGAGACGAACCGUCGUGAGAGAGAAGCCGCCGGCGAGACGGUACCGCCUGGAGUCGAUGCCAUCUUCAUUUGCGUCCUGGAUGAGAUGCACCGCGACGUCGUGGUUGGAGUUGCUCCGCUCGGCCUGCACGUGAUGUGCGAGAAGCCUCUCGCAACGUCUCUGGAAGACUGUCUCGACAUGUACACGGCGCUGAAACCUCCUGCUGGCCAGGAACCCAAAAAUGUCUUCUCCAUCGGCCAUGUCCUCCGCUACAGCCCACACAACAUGCUGCUUCGCAAGUUGCUGCUGGAAGAACGUGUCAUUGGCGACAUUCUCAACAUCGUCCACACAGAACCGGUGGGCUGGUGGCACUUUACCCACUCCUACGUCCGCGGCAACUGGCGGAACGAGAAAACAACUGCCCCAAGUUUGCUAACCAAAAGCUGUCACGAUAUUGAUCUCCUCCUUUGGCUUCUCAGCGCCCCGAUAAAGGCCGGCCAGGGGACACCUCAUCUUCCGUCCACCGUAUCUUCAAACGGCUCGCUUCAGCUUUUCAGAAAGAGCCGCAAACCUGCAGCAGCAGGAAACGCAACCAAUUGUCUGUCCUGCCCGUUAGGUGACAGCGGAUGCAAGUACUCGGCGAAGAAUAUCUACCUUGGACCAGACCUCAAAGGUUUGGCAUCGGGGAACACUGACUGGCCAGUCAGCAUUGUGCUCCCCGAAAUCGAGGACUUCGGGACCGCUUCCGAGCGAAACAAGGUGCUUGCUUCGAAGCUUGCGGAAGACUAUGACGAUUCGACCCCGAAAGAGGUUGUCUCAUCGCGUAACUGGUUUGGCCGAUGUGUGUUUGAUGCAGACAACAACGUUUGCGAUGAACAGACGGUGACCAUGAGCUGGGACGACGUUGCGACCGAAUCUGAAGCGCCCAAGCUCUCCAAGUCAGCUACUCUCCAUAUGGUUGCGCACACAAAGAAAAUCUGCGAGAGAUACACGCACGUUUAUGGCGUCGAUGGCGAGAUUUACGCGGAUUCCCGCACCAUCACCAUCGAAGACUUCAACAAUGGUACCACCCAAACCUAUCACCCGACGAUUGAGGACGCUGGACACGGUGGCGGUGACAAGGGACUUGCGCGCCAGUUCAUCUUGGCCGUUGACCGCGUGAAGAACCACGGUUGGACCGCCGAAAGAGCGCAGAAUGAGUAUAUCGGGUGCACACUGGAAGAAGUAAUCCGGUCGCACGCCAUGGUUUUCGCGGCAGAAGAGGCUAGGACGGGCAAGAAGGUCGUUGACUGGGAGCCUUGGUGGGCAAGUAAAGUUGCCAACACGGGCAAUGCUUGA
Molecule: messenger RNA, 1611 nt
Organism: Colletotrichum gloeosporioides
Lineage: Eukaryota; Fungi; Ascomycota; Sordariomycetes; Glomerellales; Glomerellaceae
Product: putative oxidoreductase YjhC
Exons: 1
Coding region: 1-1611 (536 amino acids)
Molecular function (GO): nucleotide binding
Source: RefSeq, a predicted model, not a curated record